This is a messenger RNA of Sphaerodactylus townsendi, 2296 nucleotides long. Its product is annotated as dynein axonemal heavy chain 7-like. The transcript has 14 exons. The record is from RefSeq and is a predicted model, not a curated record. Gene Ontology annotation, molecular function: dynein light intermediate chain binding; dynein intermediate chain binding; minus-end-directed microtubule motor activity. Lineage: Eukaryota; Metazoa; Chordata; Lepidosauria; Squamata; Sphaerodactylidae. The coding region runs from base 461 to 2296 and encodes 611 amino acids. Gene Ontology annotation, biological process: microtubule-based movement. Gene Ontology annotation, cellular component: dynein complex.
AGCCCUGAAGGAAGUCCAGGACAAGCUAGCUAAACUUGAAAAGACGCUAGAAUCGAAGAAGCAAGAAAAAGCUGACCUAGAGAACCAGGUCGACUUGUGCAGCAAAAAACUGGACCGAGCGGAGAAAUUACUUGGCGGCCUUGGAGGUGAGAAAACUCGCUGGAGCCAGACUGCUUUGGAGCUGGGGAAACAGUAUGUCAAUCUGACAGGCGAUAUCCUCAUUUCGUCAGGCAUUGUAGCCUACUUGGGAGCUUUCACGUCCAGCUACAGACAAAACCAAGCACAUGAUUGGGUAUUGACCUGCAAAGCGAGAGGCAUCCCUUGCUCAGAUGACUUUUCUCUAACAAGCACUUUAGGAGAACCGGUGAAAAUCAGAGCCUGGAACAUUGCCGGGCUGCCUUCUGACUCCUUUUCCAUUGACAAUGGCAUCAUUAUCUCGAAUGCAAGAAGGUGGCCACUCAUGAUUGAUCCGCAGGGGCAAGCAAACAAGUGGGUGAAGAAUAUGGAAAAAGCAAACAGCUUGCACGUCAUCAAGCUCAACGAUUCCGAAUAUGUGAGAACACUAGAAAACUGUGUACAGUUCGGCACACCCGUGCUGCUGGAAAAUGUGGGUGAAGAACUGGAUCCUAUCCUCGAGCCCCUUCUGCUGAAACAGACGUUCAAGCAGGCCGGUAGUAUCUGCAUCCGCCUGGGGGAUUCCACCAUUGAGUACGCUCCUGACUUUCGCUUUUAUAUCACAACCAAGCUGAGGAACCCACAUUACCUUCCGGAAACAUCCGUCAAAGUAACGUUACUGAACUUCAUGAUAACCCCAGAAGGAAUGCAGGAUCAGCUUCUUGGGAUCGUCGUUGCAAGGGAGAGACCAGAUCUUGAAGAAGAAAAACAAGCCUUGAUCUUGCAAGGGGCUGAGAAUAAAAGGCAGCUCAAAGAAAUAGAGGACAAAAUUUUAGAAGUUCUGUCAUCUUCUGAAGGGAAUAUUUUAGAGGAUGAAACCGCCAUCAAGAUUCUGUCUUCUUCCAAGGCUCUGGCUAACGAGAUCUCAGAAAAACAAGCAGUAGCCGAAGAAACGGAAAAGAAGAUCGAUGCCACCCGAAUGGGCUACCGUCCUAUUGCGGUUCAUUCAUCAAUUCUGUUUUUUUCCAUUGCUGAUCUAGCCAAUAUCGAGCCAAUGUACCAGUAUUCCCUAACGUGGUUUAUCAAUCUUUUUGUCAUGUCCAUAGACAAUUCUGAGAAAUCUGAUAUUUUACAAACAAGACUGAAGAUUCUCAAAGAUCAUUUCACUUACUCCCUGUAUGUAAAUGUCUGCCGCUCGCUCUUUGAAAAAGACAAGCUGCUCUUCUCCUUCUGCCUGAAUGUAAAUCUCUUGAAGCAUGAAAAAAUGAUUGAUGACUCGGAAUGGAAGUUCCUGCUUACCGGCGGGAUCGGCCUGGACAACCCUUACUCGAACCCCUGCCCGUGGCUGCCUCAGAAAUCCUGGGACGAAACCUGCCGCCUCGAUGAUUUGCCAACCUUCAGAUCUAUCCGAAAGGAAUUCAUGCACUUGAAGGAAGGAUGGAAACUGGUCUACGACAGUCUGGAGCCGCACCACGAGGACUUUCCGGAGGUCUGGCAAGAGAAAGUGGGCGACUUCCAAAGGAUGCUCAUCAUUCGCUGCCUCAGGCCCGACAAAAUUAUUCCAAUGGUGCAGGAGUUUAUCACUGGGAGCUUGGGACGUAUGUUUAUUGAACCACCUCCGUUUGAUUUGUCCAAAGCAUUUGGUGACAGUCACUGUUGUGCACCGCUGAUUUUUGUGCUGUCUCCUGGGGCAGAUCCUAUGGCAGCCCUCCUCAAGUUUGCUGAUGAUCAGGGCUUUGGCGCAUCCAAGCUGAGUUCGCUGUCCCUGGGCCAAGGUCAGGGCCCCAUCGCCAUGCGCAUGAUAGAGAAGGCGGUGAAGGAGGGCAGUUGGGUGGUCCUUCAGAACUGCCACCUGGCCACAUCCUGGAUGCCAACGUUGGAAAAAGUCUGCGAGUUUUCUCUGCUGGUCAAGGAGUGUAAAAACAUGGGGCUGCCCUUGAAGACAGUCCAGAAGCCGGCUCUGGUGCAGCACGCUAUGUGGCUGAAACCAUGCAAAAAGUCAGAGAUUCCGGAGAGGCCGAGCUACCUGGCCCCCGUGUACAAGACCAGCGAGAGACGAGGAACCCUGUCCACGACAGGCCACUCCACCAAUUUUGUGAUUGCCAUGAUCCUCCCUUCAGACCAACCUCAGCAGCACUGGAUUGGUCGAGGGGUGGCCCUUCUGUGCCAGCUCAACUCGUAA